Messenger RNA from Nerophis lumbriciformis (worm pipefish), 615 nucleotides. The record is from RefSeq and is a predicted model, not a curated record. Lineage: Eukaryota; Metazoa; Chordata; Actinopteri; Syngnathiformes; Syngnathidae.
AUGGGAGCCCACAUGUCCAAGGGAGAUGUAGCUGUUGAGGGGAAUGUAGCCGCCGACCCUGCUGCCGCCAAAGCCAACGGCCAGGAAAACGGCCACGUCAAGACCAACGGUGAUGUCUCUGCUAAGCCAGAAGGGGAUGCGGCUGCCGCAGAUGGCAACGGCACAGCCGAGCCAGCUAAGGAGGGAGAGGCCGGUGCCGGGGAUGCCAUUGAACCCGCUCCCGCGGGAGAGGGCGAGGCCAAGACAGAGGGUGAGGCGCCCAAGGAUGGAAAGAAGAAAAAGAAGUUCUCUCUGAAGAACUCCUUCAAGUUCAAGGGCAUCUCACUAAAGAAAAACAAGAAGGGCAGCGAAGAGGCCAAGGAGGAGGCCGCCUCCCCCGCGGGCGAGGAGAAGCCUGAGGAGAAUGGCCACACGGCUAAGGAAGUCAAAGAAGAGACGCCAGCCGCCGAGUCUAAGGAGGGCGAGGCCGCCCCUCCAGAGGGAGAGGCCAAGGACACCGAGGAGGCCGCUCCGGCCACGGAGGCUACUCCGGCCGAGGAAGCCGCCGCACCUGCCGCCGCCUCUGCUGAGGAAACGACACCUGCGGCCCCUGAGGGCGACGCCAGUGCGGAGUGA